This is a messenger RNA of Hyaloperonospora brassicae, 1845 nucleotides long. Lineage: Eukaryota; Oomycota; Peronosporomycetes; Peronosporales; Peronosporaceae. The record is from the annotation of a GenBank genome assembly.
AUGCACCGACUUCUCCUCGCCCCCCCGCGACGCGCCGUGUGUCCCCCCGUCGCGUUCCGUCGCCCUCGUACGGCAUCCACCACCACCGCCUGCGUCUCGUCUCUCUCAUCCCGUGCCAACGACUCUACCAGUGCGUCUGUAGCCUCCACGCAACGCCCACACGUGCAGCUCAGUCUCACGCCCGCCGAAGACGCUCUGUUUUCGUUUCUCGAGUACAUUCAGCGCCGGUAUACGCCUGCGACGCAGCUGCGCGUGGCUGGCGGGUGGGUCCGCGACAAACUCCGCGGCGCCGCGAGCGCAGACAUUGACAUUGCGCUCACGGACAUCAAAGGCACGACGUUUGCACAGCAUAUCUUGAGCUUCCAGCGCGCUCGGAAGCUGCGCGUGAGCCCUAUUGGCAUUGUCAAGGCGAACUCGGAAAAGGCCAAGCACUUGGAGGUGGCGAGCGUGACGAUUGACGACACGACGGUGGACUUUGUGCACCUCCGAGCUGAAGCCUAUGCCGAGACGAGUCGCGUGCCGCUCGUGACGUUCGCUACACCCGCUGCAGACGCGUGUCGAAGGGACUUGACGAUCAACGCGCUGUUUUACAACCUCCAUACGCGCGAGGUGGAGGACUUUACGGGCCAAGGCGUGCCGGACUUGCUGGAGCACCGGAUCAUUCGGACGCCCAACGACCCCGUGCAGACGUUUCUCGACGAUCCACUGCGUGUGUUGAGGGCCCUGCGAUUUGCCUGUGACUUUGGCUUUGCACUGGAUACGGCACUGGAAAAGGCGGUGCUGGAGCAGCGAGAGAUUGUUGCGGCCAUGCGACGCAAAGUCAGCCGCGAACGCAUUGGCAUCGAAGUGCGCAAGAUGCUCUCGGGCAAAGACCCGGCGCGGGGAUUCGAUCUGCUGCGCCAGUUUGAGCUGCUCGAGCUCGUGUUUAGCGGCGGAGUCGGUGCAAUGAACGAGCGACUACCUGUCGAUGGAAAUGCAGGGAACAAAGACGACGAGCGCAAGUUUUUGCCUCGCCAGUGGACCGCGUCGAUGAAAGAUCGGGCGUCGCAUUACCUUUCGUACUUGCAGCACAGUCGCUUGGCGCUGGCCAACUGCGAGAUCUCCAACGUCGAGUCUACUGCUGCCAUUUUGACGCCACUUUUCGUGCCCGAACUGCCCCGCGUUGAUCUUGAUACCUGCUGGAAGAAAGACGUACCUCUGCACGACGAGUUGCGUGGCACCACCGAGCAGGACAUUGUAGAGAGCUCGCUCGAGUUUCUCGAUCGCAGGGACGCGAUUGCUUCGACAAUUGACUUUACCGAAAUUGUAGAGAUGCUAAAAGUGCAAGUAAAGUGGCCAAAGCCAGCAGGAAAGCGUGUGGCUUUGAUCGUUGAAGCGGUGGCGACGUAUCCGACACGUGAGUUGCCAGUCGCAUCGUUCCAAGCAGAUCAUGAGACCCGUGACUGCUUGGAUAGUGCAAGACUGAAGCACUGUGUUCAGCAGUUCAUGUGGAUGACGCAGUAUCACUCGGUGAUUGCACCUGCACUGACAAUCUUAGCAUCGGAUUGCAGCUAUGAUAAGCAGGAUAAGGAAACAGCGAGUCUCGACGAGCAGCAGCAAUCAGCGCUGAAGACGUAUCUUGAGAUGGCGAAUUCGUAUGCUCAGAGUGGGGGACAAGUGGACAAAUCGAGUCAAUGUCGACGGAUUGAUGGCAAGACUGUGCAAGUCCGACUUGGACGAGGCGCUAAGCGUGGAAUCGCACAAGCUCUUCGGGUUUUGCACGUAUGGGAAAAGGUACAUCCGAGUGCAAGUCUUGACGACGAGUUGGCGUUUCUCGAUCGGUUAGCGCCUUUGCUGUGCGCUUGA